AUGGCGAUAACACUGAUAAUACUGGGAUUUGCGUUCCAGUUACCGUUAACUGCUGGUUCUACGGCAACAUUGACCGGUCGUGCUCCCACUAUUGCUGUAGGCGUACCAUCUGAUACAGGGUUCAACUCUGGUACCCAUCACCGGAAACCUUCAAACCUUCACUAG
This is a messenger RNA of Marasmius oreades (fairy-ring Marasmius), 165 nucleotides long. RefSeq lists its product as uncharacterized. The transcript has 2 exons. The record is from RefSeq and is a predicted model, not a curated record. Bases 1 to 165 code for a protein of 54 amino acids. NCBI's taxonomy places the organism in Eukaryota, Fungi, Basidiomycota, Agaricomycetes, Agaricales, Marasmiaceae.